This is a messenger RNA of Oenanthe melanoleuca, 279 nucleotides long. Its product is annotated as feather keratin-like. Gene Ontology annotation, molecular function: structural constituent of cytoskeleton. The record is from RefSeq and is a predicted model, not a curated record. Gene Ontology annotation, cellular component: intermediate filament. The coding region runs from base 1 to 279 and encodes 92 amino acids. The transcript has a single exon. Lineage: Eukaryota; Metazoa; Chordata; Aves; Passeriformes; Muscicapidae.
AUGGCCUGCAACAGCCUCUGCCGACCCUGCGGACCCACCCCGCUGGCCAACAGCUGCAACGAGCCCUGUGCCCUGCAAUGCCAGGACUCCCGCGUCAUCAUCAACCCUUCCCCUGUGCUGGUCACCCUGCCAGGACCCAUCAUGACCUCCUCGGCUGCCGUGGGCACUGAACUCAAUGCCCAGGGACAGCCCAUCUCUGGGGGAUUUGGCUUUGGCCUUGGCUAUGGGCUGGGAGGCCUGGGCUGUGGCUAUGGCAGAAGGGGCGGCUACAUCUGCUAA